GGGAGAAAGGAAGGGCGACCCCAGACAACUUCCUUAUUAACUCACUAUUAUUUGUUAAUCACUUCACCCACAGUUACCGUCGUCAGGUACUAAACGAUACACUGGCACGUGAAUGAAUGAGGAGGUGCGCCACUGUCAAGGAGUGAGGGAACAGCUGGUCUAACAACUCACAGAUUGGCGAAUUAGCUGACAGUAAAUGAUGACUGGAAUAUUAGAGCGAGUGUUCCCCUUGGAGUCGAGCUUGAGUGUGAUGGACCACCACUGCCUCAGUCACUUCUCUCCCGUCCCCACAACAUGUAUCAUAGGUCCACCUCACUCCAUGAAGAGUGCAAUACUUAUGCAGGCAGCAGUGACGGAGACUGUUGAAGGAGGUUGCGUGUUGUAUGUGACCCCAAAUGAGUUUAGUUGUCCCCCUCCAAGUGUUCAUGGGAUGUAUCAAUCAUCACCAGACCUUAUGAAUGAGAUUAACUUCCUAUACACAAGUGAGACAUCUAGGCUGGAACGGUGCCUGGCAAAUCUUCAUUUUCUUCCUGAGAUAGAAAGACCCACAUUCAUUAUCAUUGAUGACCUACAAUUUUAUACUGCACCUCAAGAUAUUGGAGACACAACAACACAGAAGGUCAACGCUGCUAGAGUCAUCUCCUUGGCACAGGAGUAUGCCGAGUUCUACACCAAUACAAGGACCCGGGAUACACACUCUGACGCAGAGAUUGACUUGUUUCAUCAGUGUAGUGUCCUUGUUUCUUGGACAAAACGUACCUCAGAUGCCAUGAAGCUCAAUGAAGUGGAAAUAUUUGCUAAAGAUUUUUGUCACCAUGUUUGGACCGUACAUGUGGACAAGGCUCACAAGAGCAACAUGAAGGGUUAUGAUCUGGUGUCAGAAUGGACAGAACAAACCUGCACCAUCUCCUUCAGUGCUUCUCACCCUUCUGCAGCAGAGCCAUACAUCCUCUUGCAUGAAGUAUAUUUAGAAACUGAUGAAAUGGAAGAGGAAACAACCCAAGCAAAAGUGAUGGAAGGGGAAGCAACUCAAGAAAGAGUGAUGGAAGGGGAAGCAGCCCAAGAAAAUGUGAUGGAAGGGGAAACAGCCCAAGAACAUGCGAUGGAAGGGGAAGCAGCCCAAGAAAAUGUGAUGGAAGGGGAAGCAGCCCAAGAAAAUGUGAUGGAAGGGGAAGCAGCCCAAACAAAUGUAAUGGAAGAGGAAGCAAUACAAGAAAAUGUAAUGGAAGGGGCAGGGCUGUCCCUAGGAGGGUGUGGGGCCCGGGGCAACUCAGCCACUGCGGGGCCCCAAAAUGGUAAGGUCACGGUUGCGAUGGUGGAGUAUAGCCGUCAGAUCAGAUUUACCAGCCAACAGGUAAUGUGUCCGAGGUCACCGGGACUAGUGCUGGGCCCCCCACACGUGCGGAGCCCCAGGUGGACGCCCCUGUUCGCCCCCCGUAAAGGACGGGCCCGGGAAGGGGAAGCAGCCCAAGAAAAUGUGAUGAAUGGGGAAGCAGCCCAAGAAAAAGUGAUGGAAGGGGAAGCAGCCCAAGAAAAAGUGAUGGAAGGGGAAGCAAUACAAGAAAAAGUGAUGGAAGGGGAAGCAAUACAAGAAAAUGUAAUGGAAGGGGAAGCAAUACAAGAAAAUGUAAUAGAAGGGGAAGCAAUACAAGAAAAUAUAAUGGAAGGGGAAGCAGUCCAAAAAAAAGUGAUGGAAGGGGAAGCAGUCCAAGAAAAGGUGAUGGAAGGGGAAGCAAUACAAGAAAAAGUGAUGGAAGGGGAAGCAAUACAAGAAAAAGUGAUGGAAGGGGAAGCAAUACAAGAAAAAGUGAUGGAAGGGGAAGCAAUACAAGAAAAAGUGAUGGAAGGGGAAGCAGCCCACGAAAGAGACUUGUUGGAAGGGAAAACAGCCCAAGAAAGUGCGAUGGAAGGAAAAGCAACCCAAAGCGAGGAUUGCAGCAAAACUAAUACUGAAGAUCCUCCUCAAGGAACUUCACACUAAAGUAAAUGAACUAAUGUGUGAAGGUGCAAUCUGGGAGGAUGUAUCUUAAGAACAUUGUGGAGACUGCCUGCCGCUCAGUCCAUGUAUUGGAGUAGUGGGCACGGAGGAACUGUCUGCCAGUCAGCCCACUUACAGAUAGUUGUUUUAGCUACUGUACAGUAACAUUCUUCUAUGUUGACACUAUCACACUGGUCAGAAUGCAGGCUUAAAUCAAACACAGUUGUCCUUGCUGACUGGGAAGCAAAUCUAUUUUGUUCUAAUAUUCUGUGGUAUACAUUAUGAACAUAAUCAAUGUGCUUUUAGGAUGAUAAUGAUAUCGGCUUUUCUAAGGAAUACCGAAAGUAUAUUAUAUAAAAAUAAAUGUAAUGAAAUACAUCAUUUAUAAAUUAAAUAAUCAACUAUUAUUACACGUACAGUGAGAGAAUUAAGUAUCUUCCCAGGAUUUUGACAAAUACAUCACAGAACGGUCGAGCCAUUUGACAAAUGCACUUGUGGUGCCCAUAAGCAUUUGGCAGGCCUGUGGUCAGGUUUCAUCUAACUCUGGUCAAAGCGGGGAGGAUAUUUAAUUCUCUCGUUGUACACUCGCUCCAAAAAGUAUCUUUACGGAGACGUGAAUUUCAAAAUGAACACCACGACUCCCGUUGUCUUGGUAGGGUUAUCAAAAUCCUUCAUAUUGUCUUAUACAAAAUCGUAAUGAUACUUUUUGGAGAGAAUGUACCUUCUGACUUCUCCCAAAUACGGUAUGAAAUAUUCUGAGAGCCAUGUACAGUACAGUAUUUUUUUGUAUAAUAAAGGAUAACUUUUCUAGCAAACUGUUUGACAUUUCUGAUCUACAGACAAUGUUAUGGUGACCAUCGUCUUAAACAUAAUACAGGUAUCCCUCAAGAUACGAAUGGGUUAGGUUCCAAAAACAAACAUUCAUUAGGUGAAUUUAUAUAUUGCAAAUUGAUACGCAUAUGAGAAAAAUAGGGUUUGGUUCCCUAAUGACAAAAAUGCCCCAAAACACAAAAUAGGUUCACAAACAGAACAAAACCCAUUUAACUAAUGAUAAAUAGUACACAACUACUCUAAUUUACUACCUAACACAUGAAAAAAAUUACUGUCUAACCUUGGUGCAGUCUGGGAGGGCAGUCUGGGCUCACCACUACAAGGGUUGUCCACCUCAUCACAGCUGUCUGCUAAGGACACCACAGCAUGCUUGUAAAUUGUGGUCACAGUAGAAAUGGCCAGACCAAGAUCUUUCCCAAUCUUGGUAGGACCAUCACCGUUUUCAUGACACUUAAUUACUUCCAGCUUUGUCUCAAGCCACAGCCUUCCAUGGUUUCUUCAGUGUAAUACAGAAGUAGCUGAAGAGUUGGCAGAAUGCUUGGAUGGCACGAAUACACAUGGAUAAAGAGAUAUCACUUCACACACACACACACAACAAAUGGCGUGUGAAAGGACGCGAGCUUGUGGGAGGUGCAGUAGGGGUGAGGGGAUGAUCAGUGAAUGAGAAUACAUCUGUGCAUCUCUUCCCCCAGAUGGCCCCAAAUUCGUGUGAGGGAAGCUUUCUCAUCUCAAAAUAGCCGUGUCAAUUUAUGAAAUAUGUAUAAGUGAUUUUUUUUAUCGAGAGAUACCUGUACUUAACACUUUAGCCAAGAAUAAAAACACGUUAAUACCUGAACUGUGUCAUACUGAAAAAACAAAUUUAUAUCUAUGAUGUUUGGUAUAUUUCUUUCAGUUAUGUACCGGGUACUAAUUCCCACCAACAGAUGACUUCAUUAAUGGUAAGUUAGCCCAGAGCUGUUCAUUAUGACAACCUAGAUUUCACUGCUUUACUGUACAAAAUAAAGUUAGCUUGGUUAUGCUACAGUACAAAGGAGUUGAUCAUCCAUAGAAUAAAAACUUCCCUAAUUCCCAUACAGUACAGUAUGUCUUUUACAUUCACUAAAAUAAAGAAAAAAUAAACAUGAAACAAAA
This is a messenger RNA of Homarus americanus (American lobster), 3940 nucleotides long. Its product is annotated as neurofilament medium polypeptide-like. Gene Ontology annotation, cellular component: Shu complex. The coding region runs from base 197 to 1981 and encodes 594 amino acids. The transcript is spliced from 8 exons. Gene Ontology annotation, molecular function: single-stranded DNA binding. The record is from RefSeq and is a predicted model, not a curated record. Lineage: Eukaryota; Metazoa; Arthropoda; Malacostraca; Decapoda; Nephropidae. Gene Ontology annotation, biological process: double-strand break repair via homologous recombination.